Aureobasidium namibiae CBS 147.97 is the source of this 1227-nucleotide messenger RNA. RefSeq names its product kinase-like protein. The coding region runs from base 1 to 1227 and encodes 408 amino acids. NCBI's taxonomy places the organism in Eukaryota, Fungi, Ascomycota, Dothideomycetes, Dothideales, Saccotheciaceae. Gene Ontology annotation, biological process: spliceosomal complex assembly; regulation of mRNA processing; protein phosphorylation. Gene Ontology annotation, molecular function: protein kinase activity; ATP binding. The transcript has 5 exons. The record is from RefSeq and is a predicted model, not a curated record.
AUGCUUCGCGCACUCAAGCGAUGGACUCGGCUCGGACGAUGGCAGCCCCUGGACUUCAACAACCCGAGUUUCGCCCGUAUACCUCCCAAUGAAGCUAUUGAAGAAGAGACCAUUCCCGACUACGUUGCUUCACGAUACUAUCCAGUCCGUAUAGGCGAGGUAUCCCAGGACCGGUACCAAGUUGUCAGUAAACUUGGUUUCGGAACCAGCUCAACCGCAUGGCUCGCCAGGGACUUGAACUGUCGUCGAUAUGUGACUCUGAAGAUGCAUAUCAGCUGUGCUGCACUUGGAAAACAUGUGGAUGACGAACUAGAGAUGUACCGACGCAUUGCCAAAGGCCCAGAAAGUCACCCUGCUCGUCAAGCUGUACGGUCUGUUCUUGAUUCCUUCCAUGUCGACGGUACAGGCGAGCAACAUCGCUGUCUAGUUCAUCCGCCUCUUGGUGACAGUCUUUCGGAUCUCCUGCGCCGCAAUCCGGUGAGGCGGCUGCCUAGACCCAUCCUCGCAUUUGUUCUCCAUCGUCUGUUUCUGGCUCUGGAUUAUCUACACAGGGAUUGCCACGUCACUCAUACAGACAUCAAGCCAGACAACAUCAUGUUUUCCAUCCCCAACGAUUUGGUCUUUGAGGAGCUCGAGCAAGAUGAACUCCGUAACCCCUCUCCGAGGAAGGAGUUGAACGGAAGAACAAUCUACCUAUCCAGCGAGCUCGGUACGCCCACGGAAUGGGGGCCAUCUGUGUUGUGUGACUUUGGCUCUGCUGUGCUCGGCAGUGUCGAGCACACCGAAGAUGUUCAGCCUAACAUCUAUCGAGCGCCAGAAGUCAUCUUGGAGGCCCCUUGGGGAUAUAGUGUUGAUGUGUGGAAUGUGGGAUGUACGAUUUGGGAUUUGUUCGAGGGCGAAUCGCUGUUUUCGGGUCAUGGUGAGCAGGAAGACGAAUAUCGCAGUCGAGCUCAUCUGGCCGAGAUGAUAUCUCUCCUCGGUCCUCCUCCACCGACUCUGCUUGCACGAGGAACGGCCACUUCUAAAUUCUUCUCCAAGGACAGUAAUCUCAUCACCACCGCCACAUUAUCGAAACCAAGGCCAUUGGAGCUGCGUGAAAACGUCCUCGAAGGAGAAGACAGGGCAAGCUCUUUACGUUUCGUGAGCAAGAUGUUGCGGUGGGACACCAGUGAGCGAAGUCACGCUCAUGAACUCAUCGACGAUGAAUGGAUACAUGGCAAAAACUGA